Molecule: messenger RNA, 10816 nt
Organism: Monodelphis domestica (gray short-tailed opossum)
Lineage: Eukaryota; Metazoa; Chordata; Mammalia; Didelphimorphia; Didelphidae
Gene: LRRN2
Product: leucine rich repeat neuronal 2
Cellular component (GO): plasma membrane
Molecular function (GO): protein binding
Source: RefSeq, a predicted model, not a curated record
UGGGUGGUGAAAACGCAGGCUGGGAGGAGGGGAGACAACGGGGCUGGGGAGGUUGAGAACGAGGUGGGGAAGUGGGGGGCGGGGGGCGCGCGGGGAGCGCAGAGGGCCUGCUGCGUGCAAUUACAAAUGAGCCGCGAGCAGAGCGAGAGAGCCACAGUCGCUGUCCCGCCUGCCUCCAGACGAGGAGUGCGAAGGAGGAGCGGAGCCCUCGGGUUGGAGGGAGCCGGGAGGAGCGGGAAGCCCCGAGGAGGGCGAGGGGAGCGGGCGGCUAGGACGGCCAGGGGCUGUCCUUCUGCCAUCGCUCACCCUAUCACCACCCCCACCCCCGGACCCCGCUCCAGAGCAAACUCGGUCCCCGAGCCGGGGCCGGGGCCACAACCCCACGUCCUCGUGGCUGGAUGCAAAGCGGGAGGGGGCGGGGGCGCCGAGCGGAGCCCGAUCCCCAGCCUGGAACUGCGGGCUGCAGCCGAUGUGCGUGCGUGCCCGUGGCGGGCGGCAGACGGGCGGAUGACGGCGCUGCCCCGAGCCAGCGCGGCGGCAUUCCCAGGGGAUGGCCACAGGUGGCCCCUUGACUGGGGGCAGUGAUGAAUGAACUGGGGCUGAGUCAGAGGAGGACCAGAAACAAUAGCUUCCCCUGCUGAAGGACGGACACCCCCACCCACCCACUCACACUGCCUGCCCUUGAAUAGCAUGAUCUCCCGAAGAGGAAGGUCCUCUGGACCACCAAUGGGCCACUGAGCAGGCCACUGGUGACCUGCACGAAGAGAAAGAGGAAGGGGGUCAGAGUGGAGGCAAGCAAGCUUCCCCACCCAAGUCCCAACAUGUGGCUCCUUCUGGUUCACCUGGUACUGGCCUGGAUAGCAGGGGCUGCUGCCCCAGUGCCCGUGGUGCCCUGGAGAGUACCAUGCCCACCACAGUGCACCUGCCAGAUCCGGCCCUGGUACACUCCCCGCUCGGUGUACCGAGAGGCCACCACAGUAGACUGCAAUGACUUGUUCUUGUCCUCUGUGCCCCCGGGGCUGCCCAGCGGCACCCAGACCCUCCUCUUACAGAGUAACAACAUCGCCAGAGUGGAGCAGAAUGAGCUUGACUACCUGGCCAACCUGACAGAGCUUGACCUGUCCCAAAACGGCUUCUCCGAUGCCCGAGAUUUUGGCCUUCGGGCGCUGCCUCAGCUACUGAGCCUUCACCUGGAGGAGAACCAGCUGACCCAACUGGAGGAUGACAGCUUCGCUGGGCUGGCGAACCUUCAAGAACUCUAUCUCAACCACAACCAGCUUCGCAGAAUCUCCCCGGGGGCGUUCACAGGGCUGGGCAACCUCCUUCGGCUCCAUCUCAACUCCAAUCUGCUGCAGGCUGUGGACAGUCGAUGGUUCCAGGUGCUCCCGAGCCUAGAGGUCCUGAUGAUCGGAGGCAACAAGGUAGACGCCAUCUUGGACAUGAAUUUCCGGCCUCUGGCCAACCUCCGCAGCCUGGUGCUGGCGGGCAUGAACCUGCAGGAGAUCUCUGACUAUGCCCUGGAGGGGCUGCGGAGCCUGGAGAGCCUCUCUUUUUACGACAACAAACUGGCCCGGGUGCCCAAGAGGGCGCUGGAGCAUGUGCCUGGACUCAAGUUCUUGGAUCUGAAUAAGAACCCGUUGCAGAGGGUGGGACCGGGCGACUUCACCAACAUGUUACACCUCAAAGAGCUGGGGCUUAACAACAUGGAGGAGCUGGUCUCCAUAGACAAGUUUGCCCUGGUCAACCUCCCUGAGCUCACCAAGCUGGACAUCACCAACAACCCCCGGCUGUCCUUCGUCCACCCCCGCGCCUUCCGCCACCUGCCCCAGAUGGAAACCCUCAUGCUCAACAACAAUGCCCUUAGUGCCUUGCAUCAGCAGACGGUGGAAUCCCUGCCUAACCUACAGGAAAUAGGUCUUCACGGCAACCCCAUCCGCUGUGACUGUGUCAUCCGUUGGGCCAACACCACGGGCACCCACGUCCGCUUCAUUGAACCACAGUCCACUCUCUGUGCUGAGCCACCCGAUCUCCAGCACUGCCCUGUCCGGGACGUACCCUUCCGGGAGAUGACCAACCAUUGCCUGCCCCUCAUCUCUCCCCGAAGUUUUCCUCCAAGCCUUCAGGUGGCCAGAGGCGGGAACCUGGCCCUCCACUGCCGAGCUCUGGCUGAGCCAGAGCCAGAGAUAUACUGGGUGACUCCAGCUGGGAUGCGGCUGACUGCCACCCAGGCAGGCGGGAGGUAUCGCAUAUACCCUGAGGGAACGCUGGAGAUCCGAGAGGUCACUGAAGAGGAAGCUGGGCUCUAUACCUGCGUGGCCCAGAAUUUGGUGGGGGCUGACACCAAAUCAGUCAGCCUGGCUAUUGGGGGCUCCCUCCCUGGAAGCAGUGGUCUGGAGCGAGAGCUGGAACUGAGGGUUCAGGAAGUCCACCCGUAUCAUAUCCUGCUGCGCUGGGAGCCCCUCCCCAACACCAUCUCUACCAACCUUACAUGGUCCAGUUCCUCUUCCCUCCGAGGCCCAGGGACUACGGCCCUUGCCCGAUUACCAGGGGGCACCCACAGCUACAAUAUCACCCGCCUCCUCCAAGCCACUGAGUACUGGGUCUGCCUGCAGGUGGCCUUUGCUGAUGCCCACACCCAGGUGGCCUGCAUCUGGGCUAGGACUAAGGAGGCCAGCCCCCAACAUGGGGCCCUUGGGGGCCAUCUGGGGCUCCUUGCUGCCUUAGGGCUUUCUGCUCUGCUGCUAGCUGCUGGGCUGGCUGUUCACUGGGGCCCUUACCCUACUAGACCAAGUGGGCGGGUGGGUGGGAAACCUCUCCUUCCAUCCUGGGCUCCUUGGGGCCGGAGCACCCCUUCUGUCCGAGUGGUAUCACCCCCCUUUGUCAAGCAUUGGAAUCCAGGGAGGGAACCCACAAAACUUGCAGAAGGGGAGAUGGUUUUGCCAGUAAUCCUCCAUGAUUCCUGAAGUUCAACUUAUUCUUGGGGGCAGGGGAAUAACUAAGACUAUUUUUUACCAAAAGAGAAGAGGGCUGGACCAGACAUCCCACUGUAAAGAUGAUGUAGACCUACAACCUUAUGGCAUGGCAGCUGGACAUGGAUGGCCUGGACCCCCUCGGCCUCCUACCCCUCAAAACACUGCCACCGGUCCUCUGUGGGACCUCCCUGCUGCCUUCAUGAGGACACUUCCCAGGAGGAGGAAGUGCUCUGGCUAUUAACCUUUUCCCCACCACCCCCAUCCCAGCCUGUUAUCCCAUUCAUCUGGGAGUCCCUCCAGACUCAGCUUGGACCCUGGGCCCUUGGUCCUACCCACAUGCCCCCCAGGGAGCCUAGCUUUUCUUUUCUCCUCUGUACAGUUUCACUUGCCUGCUCUUACCCUCCUAGCCCUAGCUAGGGCUAGUAUCUCCUGCCCCCAGGGGUCUCUCUCUGAAGAGGAAGGGAGUACCUUGCAUCUGGGGGGACAUGGAGAGGAAGGGAGUACCCAGUGCACUGUGGGGGACCCUUAUCACCCCCCAGAUGUCCCCAGGACUAGGUCACUCUGGAGCUGACUUUGCAAACAAUUUUGUACCUUUGUGGAGAAAUAUAAUUCUUUCUCCCAUUUCUCCAAUUCACUCUAUUCUCCUAACUUGGAAAGAGGAAGGAAGGAAGGAAGGAAGGAAGGAAGGAAGGAAGGAAGGAAGGAAGGAAGGAAGGAAGGAAGGAAGGAAGGAAGGAAGGAAGGAAGGAAGGAAGGAAGGAUGUGGGGGGAAGAGGAAGGAGGAAAGGAAGAAAAGAGGAUAGGAGAAAGAGGGGAGAGAAAAUCUUUUGUAUUGCAGUGUACAGCUAGAUAAUUCCCUGUUCAGAAAUCACCUCUUCAAAACCAGUACAGAGAAGGCUGAGAUGAGACAGGGAAGAAGAACUAGAGAUAGAAGGAUUGGUUUUUCAUUUCAGUUUCCAAAAUUUGAUACUCUCAACCCUGCCAGUAAACACCCCACCCCCACCCCAAAUCCCUAGAAAUGAGGGACAGUACAGAGAGCCUGAUGCAAGAAAAGAGGGGGAGAAAAAUUGAGAAAGAGAACAAGGCUGACAGACAGAGAUGGGGUGGGAAACAGGGAGGGAGACAGGAAAUUUCCAUCCUUAAACAUUGUCACCCUUUCUUCUCUUAUAAGCAAUUAACAUUGCAAAUGCAACAUACCACUGCAUGGGAAGCACUUCCCAGCCUAUUUCUAAUUAAACAAACCUGAGAGCCUCCAAGAGACUUGAAAACCAUAAAACAGUCAGAAGUUUGACUCUGGGAGGGCAGGGGUAGGUAAUAUGAUGGGAGGUUUGGCAAGGGGAAGGAUGUGGGAUGAGGAAAUUACUCCAAUUAUCUUUUGGUUCAGCUUCUGUAUUGUUUGUAAUGAGCCCAACUUGCUUUUUGGUAUUUUUAUUUAUCUGAUUGACUUCUUAGGACCAAAUGUGAACAGGAACAUUUGUUGAUAACCCACUGUUAUAAUAGCAGUGCCAAUAAAGCAGGGAAAGGGGGCUGCUGUGGACCCCAUGAGAUCAUUCCAGGGAGGGAGGUGGUUGUGAAUGUUGCUUCUCUCCCAAGGUGGGGCAAGGGAGGCCCUGGUAUUCUUGAGCCUGAAAGGAAAAAAUACUGAAAUUGGAUCUCUCCAGAUAUCCAUAGUUCCCAGAACUCCCUGGGAAAAUUUCUCAUACACAUACCCUCUGGCCCAUUGGACAACCCUAGGAGGACAAAUAGACAAUUGGGCCCCACACUAUGCCUUUCCUUCCAUCUUAGCCCUAAACAUGUUCAUAGAAUUCAAGAUUGCUUUCAACUGUCCUCUGGAGAAGUCUUCUUCUCCCUUCCCUCCUCAUGCUGUCAGUUACUGGCAUUAAGACAGCCAGGGGACCAUCAGUCCAAGGAGGAGAAUUGGGGGCAAGUAGACACUGACAGAGGGAGCAUGUUUGAGGUACCUCCUCAGAUUCUAUUGGGUUGUUCCUGUACCCUUGCAUAGGAGCACAGAGCACUGACUACCAGGCUUCCCUGGGACAUCAACCAUUCUUUUUUUCCAUAGGAGAAUUUUCCAAAAGCCAUCCAGGGCUGGGGAGAAGAUUGAAUUAGUCCAUUUAUUUUUUCCUAGAAGGGGAAGGGAAGGUCUCCCACAACAUGGGAAAGUAGAACUAGGGACCAUAUCAUCCCCUAUUCCCUGACAACCAAGUGGUUAACCCAUGGUUACAAAAUGGAAAAAAGCUAUGGAGUCCUUAAAACCCUCUCACUCAGUCCCAACACUAUUCCAAAACCUCUUGUCUUAUCUAGGAGUGGUGCAGAAGCCCAACAGCUACAAAUGGGAGAACCUUGAAUUUAAGAGGAGAGACUGUUCAGUGUUUGAACCCAGUAAGAGGGCAUUAGAACAAGAUCAUGAAACGGAGUCUCCCAAAUUGAAGCGUUAACUUCUUCACUGCUUUUUUCUCACAUUCUCACCUCCCCCAGCCCUUAAACCUACACAGAGGUAGUAGGAACAUCUAAGAAGAUGGAGUAAUCAAAACCUGAAGAAAGGGAUCUGGGAACUUAAGCAUAGGAGAUGGAGUUCUAGGUAUACUACUCUCUAAGGAAGUGGUCUUUUUCCCUCUACUCUACUACUUAGGAGUGGAAAAAGGACAAUUUUUUAAAGGAAAUAUGGCUAACAUAAACAUUCUGAAAAUUACCCCUCCACCCCACCUUUCAAACACAGUUUUAAGUGAUUCAGCCAUUCUCUCAACCAUAGCCUGAACUGAAGAAGAGAGCUAGGGAGACUCUGAGGAAGUCCCACAUAUCUUUCUUAGAAAGAUGAAGCACUCUGAACACCAACUGAGGUUCCAUAUCCAUUUGGGAAGGAAGCAGUGAAAAGCAGACUGGCUUUCCCCAUUGUUCAUAAUCUGCUUCUUUCUCUGGAUGGAAUGAUCUUUUCACACAAGCUACCUUUCCCAAGGUGUUAAGCAAUGAAAGUUUGGACUGAGAUACUACUUUGAUGGGGGAGAGAGGGAGAUGGAGGAGUGGAUAUUGAGGUCCUAGAGAGCACGUGCUGAAGAUUUUUUGGCUGCUUGCAUUCAUCAUAAGGCUACUUGUUCCCCAACUUGUCUCUACCUGCUUUCCAUCCACCUGAGGCAGUGGAACUGGGAGCCAAGUUUCUAAGUCCUAUUGUAUUUUAUCAUCAGCCAAGGGAACUGGAGGUGUACCUCCACCUGGUCUCCUGGCUACCAAACUCCCUGCCUACCAUUUGGAGUCCAAUUUGGAGAGUCACUUUUCCAAAAAUGGCUGCUGCCUCCUCGUUAGGAGAGUUAUCACUAAUUGGAGUUCUUCCAAGAUCAACCCACUAACACCUAUUAGCCUCUCUUUUCUUCAGGAAUCAAAGAGAGAAACCACCAACUAAUAAGAAAGGAAGAUACUCAGACACUUCCUAGUGUCUGUCCCUGAGCAAGUCACUUACCCCCAUUGCCUAGCCCUUAGUACUCUUCUGCCUUAGAACCAAUACACAGUAAUGGUAAGGGUUUAAGACAGAAGGUAAAGGUUUAAAAAAAAAGGAAGAAGGAAGGAAGAUGCUCAGUGUCAGUCUGAAGCCAUGCUAGGAAUAUAAGGAAGAACACAAGAUACAUCCUUCAGGAGAUUUAACUUUCAAAUGAAACCCCAGUUCUGGAUGGAGCCUUUCACUGUGAUUGGGGGUCAGAAGGGGACAGAAAAGGGUACUUCUCUAUGGUACCCUUCCAACCCCACCCCUCCAGCCCCAUUGCAGCCCUCCAGUCCUAUGUGAGCCCCUCCCACCACACUACAACCAAUAUCUAUGUAAUAAUAACAGCAAAAACCAUAAAGUGAGUAGAACCAAUAUUAGUCCUGUUUUACAGAUGAGGAAACUGAACCUAAGUGACUUGGCCAAGAUCACACAAUUGAGCUCAAUCCCAGAUCUUUGGACUCUUUAAUGCCCUUUUCAUGAUGCCACAUUGUGUCCAGCUCAGUCCUUGUGUGAGAAACUAAAGGGAAUAUUAAAGCUGAAGAGGGAUGGAGCCUCUGAUCUCUAGGGAGUUUGUCGCUUCAGUUCUCAGAAGCCCCUCACUGACUUUCCUAGUCUUCAGUGUAUUGGAAUUACUAACCUUCAGAGUGGAUGGCUUUCCAAGAACUGAAGUUUCACCUCCCCCUCACUUCCCAGCACACAGUUUUGAGACUACGAUUUGGUCUCUCAUGAUCUGAAAUUCAAAGCACCAACCCUGAGAACACAGUCAUAGCCUAAUCUUAGCCACUUCUGAGUCGGAGACAAGUAAAGCCUUGUGAGGAGGAAGGAGACAACUUGAACCUAGGAAGAGUGAUCCCAAGCUUUGGGGGAGGGGUGCAAUAUUUAGUAUCAUCAUAGAGCUUAGAGCUAGAAAGAAUCUCAAGAGUGAUACAGGGAUGAACACCAAGACCACAGGCAGAAGGGAAAGAAAGUAAAGGGAAAUUGAAAAGGCAUUUAUAUAGUACCUACUAUGUGCCAGGCAGACUGCUAAAUGCUGCAGUGGAUUGUGUGUCAGGCCUGAAGUCAGGAAGAAUCAACUUCAUGAGCUCAAAUCUGGCCUCAGUUACUUCCUAGCUGUGUGACCCUGGGCAAGUCUUAACCCUGUUUGCCACAGUUUUCUCAUCUGUAAAAUGAGCUGGUGAAGGCAAUGGCAAACCACUCUAGUACCUUUGCCAAGAAAACCCCAAAUAGAGUCAUGAGAGCUGGACACAACUGACAACUGAGCAACAACAACAAUAAUAUGUGCCACAUCUUGUGCUAAGUGACCUAAUCAGUCCCCAGACCUUGACCCUGAAUCAUUGGGAGGUUGUUUGUGAUUAAAGCUCAUUAAGGAAAAGGAGGGCAUCAUAGUAGGCUAUCUCCAAUCACAGAGCACAGGGGUCAUAAGUAAUUCUGCACUAUAUUUAGAAGCAGAGCAUCUGGGUUUGACUUCUGACCCUGUUGCUAACUGAUCCUCUGCAAGUCCCUCUUUCCCUCUGGCCCUUCGUUUCCAUAUUUGUAAAAUGAAGGCUUCAAGGUAGGUGUAGAACCUCAUAUCAUCGGCUCUAACCUGCUGGUGGUGUUGUUUCACAGACAAAGGGAGGGAGUUUCAGACAGGAUAGGAGCACUUGCCCAGAGCCACACUAUUCAUAGAGCAGUCUAGACUAGUGUCUUAACUUCUUGCCCUGCUUUUUCCAAUGGUUUCACCAGUGAACAAGGAGAACUUGUCAACCUCAAAGUGCCAUGCAAAGGUAGCAUGAUGAUUGCUGUGGGAUGCCUCAUUUCCUAAAGUAACUCUUCUGCCACAGGUAAUUGCUGGGGGUUAAAGGAAGUGAAUGAGCUCCUGCUUCUAAAAGAUGGAAGAUGAAACACAACUUAUAGAAACAGAAAAAAAAAUCAGGUCACAGGUCAGACCCUUGUUAGCAAAUCAAUGGCAUGAUGCUGGAGCCUACUGGAGGGAGGCUGCCUCUCUCCCCCUCUCCAGCCCAAAAGCUGAGAACAUUUCUCACAUGACCUUUGCCCCAUAGCCCAAUGGGAGUGAUUCCUCCCUCCCCUAUCUGGGGUAAAGUGGGGGGGGGGCUCACAGGCAGCACGAGGGUUACAACUUGGGCACUUGGUCUCUAAAAGGUUUGUCAUCACUGGGUUAGACCAGAGCAGGUGGGAAGGAAGAGGGAGACCCUUAUGUAGAAAGUGGAUGGAAAAGAACAAGAAGAUUAAUCUUCAUGAGUACUACAGUCAAAACAUUUUAGUAAUGAGUCUCUUUGAACUCCUCUCUGAGCCUCAGACCUUGCCAAUUUGGUGGGACAUCCUGGAGUUGGUGCUUUGCUGAGUUUGCUUUUGAGAACUUGCCAUGCCACAAAGGGGUAUUGGAGAUGGAUCUAAGUAGAAAUUUUUUAGUUCUAGAGAUGCCCUUGAAGCACGUGUCUCCUGUUCAACGUAGACAAGGCUCUUCCAAGAUCUAAAUCCUGUUUCCUUGAGAGAGAAUAUCUUGUGCAGUCCUCAGAAGCUUCUGAGAUGAUGGCUUUUAAGCUACCCUGUCUUGCCUCCUCCUUGAUCAAUUCAUGGGAUCAAAGAAUAAUAGACCUGGAAGGAACAUUGGGGAAUACCUAACCCAAUCUCAUUAUUUUACAGAUAGGAAAACUGAGAAUGAGGUAUGAGAAUUGACUUGUUAGUGGCAGAAUCAUAAUUCCUGACACCCUAUCCUUUCCACUAUAACUAUGGCUGCCUCCUUCAUCUCCCUCCAAGACCCCAUAGAAGAACCCUCCUGAGGCUACUAGGUCCUGCUCCCUGCCCAGGAGGCUUCAGAGAAUGUGAAAGGGAGCAGGAAGGCCUAGUGGACUACUUCCAUUUUAAGCUCAAACUGUAUGUUUGAGCACCCUCUAGUGCAGCACUGGUGAAGGUUUUCAAGUUUGUAUGCCCAAACCACAACUUCAAGCUGCCUAUGAGCUUCCCCAGCCCAGAGAGUAGAGGGAGGAAGUGCUCAAUUUGGGCAACUGGGCAGAAAGGUGGGACAUGCAAAAAAUGUCCCCCUGCACUAGGAAGAGAGGGAAGGAAUCAGCUCUCCCAGUUCUGGCUUGGCACACGUGCCAAUACUUCACCAACACUGCCCUGGUGCUACUCCUUUAGGAAGCCCAAACUGGUCCCAGGUCUUGACCCCAAAUCAUUGUGAUGAAAUAUAGGAUUAAGGUCCAUUAAGGAAAUGGAGGACAUAGCAGAAGGCUGUCUCCAAUCACAGAGCACAGGGGUCCCAACUAGUUUUGACUGAUCUGUGGUGACAGGGCCCCCCCAAGGACUCUUCCAGAGAGCAAAUAUGUCUGAAGCCCUAGAGAUGCUGAAUAUAGGGAAUUAGUUAAUGAAAGGAUCCUGUCUUUUACUCUAGAUUCAAUGGAUACAUUUUUCCAAAACUUAAUGGGAUCAUAGUCUUAGAAUUGAAAAAGGUCUUUCAGUCCCAUCAUUUCACAGAUGAGGAAAUAAGUCCAGAGAAGUUGUCAAUCAUACAAAGACACACAAAUAGUUAAGUAGCAGAGCCAGCUCAGUUUCUCGGAUGUCAAAACCAAUAUGCAUUCCACUAUGCCAUGCUGCCUCUUUUCCUAAAAUCAUUAUGAAUGAUUUCUCUACCAUUGCAGAUGGCAGCCCCUCCUUGUCUUGGUAACUAAUCUUCAUGAGUUACUACAGUCAAAACAUGUUAGUAAUGAGUCUCUUUGAACUUAGCCUCCCUGAGCCUCAGACCUUCCCAAUUUUGUGGGACAUCCUGGAGUUGGUACUUUGCUGAGUUUGCUUUUGAGAACUUGUCAUGCCACAAAGGGAUAUUGGAGAUGGAUCUAAGUAGAAAUUUUUUCCAAAGCUAGGGGCACUAUAGGGGGAAUAAAAUAAUUUCAGAGAUUUCAUUUGCAAUAUUAAUGCUCUGCCACCCCACUCAGCCCUAAAAAUGCCUUCCUAUUAGCCUCUUCCAAUCCCCACCCCAACUAGUUACCUCACAUCUCUUAGCACCCCGCCCUUGACCACAUCAGGGUACAUUCAGCCAGUUGACAUCAUGUAUUAACUGUGUGCCCAGAAUUGUGCUAGUUGCUAUGGGGGAUAAUAAAAAGAGGAUAUGACCCUUGCCCUCGGGGAGUUUAACACCCCACUUCUUUUGGAGACCUCUUGCCAGCCCCUCUUUGGUUUUCAGUGACUUUUUGGUCCAACCACAGUGGGUAUGCUGCAAAUAGAUUCAGAGAACUGAUGCUUCUCUCCCCCUUUGCCAUGUACACAGCAUGGUGAAUGACAUCUUCAUCUUUGCUUCAUGGUCUUCAGUUCCCAAACACCAUCUGCCAGGAUCUAUUUUAAGUUCCUAAUAAAACUGUUUUGGAAUGAA